AUGUCAGAAUCGGUAGCAGCCGACAUUCUCUUCACCAUCUUCACUCUUUUACCCGUCAAAUCUCUCAUGCGCUUCAGGUCUUUGUCCAAAUUCUCUCGUUCCUUAAUCGACAGCCCCGAAUUCAUCAAUUCCUAUCAAACUCUGCCUUCUCAAACCAAUCACAAUCGUAAACUCGUUCUCGCCGAUUGGCACCCCGAGGGUUGCAUCUUCACCAUAGUCAUAGACAAUUCACCAACUAUCAGUCCAUUGAAAAUCAAACGCAUGCGCAAGCCUUUAGUAAAAACUUCUCACAAUUUCAUCCCCGUAAAUCCUAACGGCGUGUUUGGAUCUUUCAAUAUCGUGUUUGAUGGAUUCGGGUAUGAUUCAGUUUCUGAUGAUUAUAAGGUGAUUAUGGUCACCAAACUAUUUUCUGAAGAUUUUUUAAGAGUUAUGAUAUAUAGUGUGAAAAAUAAUUCAUUCAGAAGGAUUCAAGAUCUUCACAGUCCUGAAGCUAAGUGCUGCAAAAAUUACGAGUACUCGGGUGUUCUUGUCGGUUCCUUCUUGCAUUGGAUAGCGCAUCCUCGCAAUAAAGGAUCUUCGUUUUGUAAUUUCAUUCUCGCAUUUCAUCUUAGCGAUGAAACGUUUCGUGAGGUGCCACUGCUGAAGGAUACAAUAGAUGGAGAAUGGAAAGAGUUGAAUAUGGUAUCGGAACUCGGAGGAUGCCUUAGUAUGAGCUAUUGUUUUCAGGGUUAUGAUAAUGUUUGGAUUAUGAAGGAGUAUGGAGUUGAAGAUUCUUGGGCUAAACUGCUUACUGUACAUUGUGGUCAUCAGGAUCGAUAUAUUAAUUUUUCUGCUGGAUUGAAACCUGAAAGACCCUAUGGGGUAUAA
Messenger RNA from Mercurialis annua (annual mercury), 867 nucleotides. RefSeq names its product F-box protein CPR1-like. NCBI's taxonomy places the organism in Eukaryota, Viridiplantae, Streptophyta, Magnoliopsida, Malpighiales, Euphorbiaceae. Gene Ontology annotation, molecular function: protein binding. The transcript is spliced from 2 exons. Bases 1 to 867 code for a protein of 288 amino acids. The record is from RefSeq and is a predicted model, not a curated record.